This is a messenger RNA of Podospora pseudopauciseta, 1127 nucleotides long. RefSeq names its product ribosylnicotinamide kinase (gene NRK1). Gene Ontology annotation, cellular component: cytoplasm. Bases 287 to 1090 code for a protein of 267 amino acids. NCBI's taxonomy places the organism in Eukaryota, Fungi, Ascomycota, Sordariomycetes, Sordariales, Podosporaceae. The record is from RefSeq and is a predicted model, not a curated record. The transcript has 2 exons.
AGUGAGGUGAGCUUAUUCUCACAGGUCAUUUUCACUGAUUCAUGAGGUUUUUCCGCUUUUUUCAUAGACGUUUCUCUCAUGUAGGUGUUUUUGUUAAUUUUUGGACAAAACACAACCGAAACGCCAUCCCAAAACUGCUUUCUACCGGCCACUAUUGUGAGCAGCGAGUUGAUCACCGUUACACAACCCACCCUCAACCUCGACCUCACCCAACUCACUCACCAUCUCACUUCCAACAACCCAUCUGUCUUCACAUAUCAAGGCAAUCUUCUCUCCACCACCCACCAUGCCCCUCCCCCCAGCUCAAAAAUCCCUCCUCGUCUCCCUCUCCGGCCCCUCCUCCUCAGGCAAAACAACGCUCGCCCGCCUCCUCCGCGACCUCCUCCCAAACACCUUCAUCCUCCACGAAGACGACUUCUACAAGCCCGAAUCCCUCCUCCCCUUUCGUUCCGGUCAUCGAGACUGGGACUGCCCCGAAGCAAUCGACCUCCCUGCCCUAACCAACGCCCUCACUUACAUAAAAUCCACCGGAGAAUUCCCCCCCUUCAUCAACUCAAAGGAAGACCAAAACACCCUCGGCGCCUGCCCCGCCUCCCCGUCCCACAUCAACCUCGCCAAGGCCAUCAUCGCCAGCUCAUCCCUCCACUCACUCCUCAAACACGCCAAGAUCUGUAUCCUGGAUGGGUUUUUAUUGUAUUCACAGGCCGAGGAGUUCAAGCCUAUCCUUGAGCUGAUUGACGUCAAGCUUUUUUUACUGGCGUCAGAGGAGAAGGCGGUAGCAAGGAGGAAGGCGAGGGAUGGGUAUGUCACCCUCGAAGGGUUCUGGAAGGAUCCGGAGGGGUAUGUGGAGGAGGUUGUGUGGCCUAAUUAUGUGGAGCAGCAUGGGUAUUUGUUUGUGGACGGGGAUGUCAAAAGGGGGAGGUUAGACAGAAAGGUGUUGGAGAGGGAGGGGAUAUUGGCUAUGGGGGAUGGGCAUGGGCAUGGGGAGGGGUUUGGGGAGGUGUUGGUUUGGGCUGUGGGUGAGGUGGUUAAUAGGCUGGAGGGGUUUCUGGGAGGGGAGGGGGGGCGGGGGGAGAAUGAGGGUGAGUAAAUGUGAUCAUGAUAGAUAAAAGGCACAUGUACCAACG